Messenger RNA from Chelonus insularis, 7001 nucleotides. RefSeq names its product DNA polymerase epsilon catalytic subunit 1 (gene DNApol-epsilon255). The transcript has a single exon. Gene Ontology annotation, molecular function: nucleotide binding; zinc ion binding; DNA-directed DNA polymerase activity. Gene Ontology annotation, biological process: base-excision repair, gap-filling; leading strand elongation; mitotic cell cycle. The record is from RefSeq and is a predicted model, not a curated record. Lineage: Eukaryota; Metazoa; Arthropoda; Insecta; Hymenoptera; Braconidae. Gene Ontology annotation, cellular component: epsilon DNA polymerase complex; nucleus. Bases 175 to 6987 code for a protein of 2270 amino acids.
UCGUUCGUUCGACUUUUCAUUUAUUGUUAUAAAAAAAGUUUCAUUUUAAACAUUACAUUCUUUCAAUCUCUGUAAAUAUAAAUAAAACUAAUACAUAUAUUUAUUUUUUGAAACAGUAAACAAUAAGUUUGAAAGAUUCAACUAGUAAAAGUAUAUUUUAAUUGAUUGUUAAAUAUGGCAACAAAUACUGGAAAAUAUCGACCAGAUAAAUCGGAAAAUCCUAAAAAAAAUUCGUUUCAAGGAUCAUUUGAAACAAGAUCACGUGAAAAUGCAGCAGAUAAUCGUUUAUUAAAGGUCAAUGAAAAUAUCCACAUUGACAAUAUAUAUGGUUUUCAUCGAGUCAGUGACAUCAAAGAACGAACUGGUUACUUGAUUAACAUGCAGAUAACAGAAAUUGUUGAAGAAGAUAAACGAUUAGUAAGUGGUGUAGAUUAUUAUUUUCUUGAAGAGGAUUGCACUCGUUUUAAAAUAUCUAUGCCUUUUCAUCCUUAUUUUUAUGUUUUGUGCCGUAAAGACACAGAGCAAGAAGUAUCAACAUAUUUAUUAAAAAAGUACAAUGGAAUCGUAAGUAAAGUUGAACUUUGCAAAAAAGAAGACUUAGAUUUACCUAAUCAUUUGUCAGGAUUGUUACAAAAGUAUUUAAAAUUAUCAUUUUUAAAUCUUGUUGAUUUACAAAAAGUUCGAAAAGAUGUUAGACAAGCUGUAAAAAUUAAUCAGGAAAGAGAAAAAAAUCAAACAUUUUACUCAGAAUUAUUAGUUGAUGCUCUAGAUUCUGAAAAAGUAACAUCAUCAAGAAAGAAUACGGAUCACAUGGAUAAUAUUAUUGAUCUCAGAGAACAUGAUGUUCCACAUCAUGUUCGUGUAUCUAUUGAUAUGAACAUCUUCGUGGGUUGUUGGUAUUCUAUAAAAACUCGUGGAACUGACCCUCCAAUAAUUACCAGACGUACUGAUAUAUUAGAAACAAUAGAUCCAAUUGUUCUUGCUUAUGAUAUUGAGACAACAAAACUUCCUUUAAAAUUUCCGGAUGCUAAUACAGAUCAAAUUAUGAUGAUCUCUUACAUGAUUGAUGGAAAUGGAUAUUUAAUAACUAACAGAGAAAUCAUUUCAAUGGAUAUCGAAGAUUUUGAAUAUACUCCAACACCUGAAUUCGAGGGAAUCUUUCAUGUUUACAAUGAACCUAAUGAAAAAGCAACAAUCAGACGAUUCUUCGAUCAUAUUCGUGAUGUCAAACCGCAUAUUUUUGUGUCAUACAACGGAGAUUUUUUCGAUUGGCCAUAUGUGGAAACUCGUGCAGCAAUUCAUGGAAUGAAUAUGAAAGAUUUAAUUGGAUUUUCUAAAAACAGAGAUGGAUUUUUUACUAGUAGACCUGCUAGUCAUCUCGAUUGUUUAUCUUGGGUAAAAAGAGAUUCAUAUUUGCCUGUUGGUUCUCAAGGCUUGAAAGCAGUAACUAAAGCAAAACUUCGUUAUAAUCCUAUUGAAAUAGAUCCUGAAGAAAUGUGUAAAUUUGCUGCUGAGCAGCCAGAAACACUCGCCAAUUACUCAGUAUCUGAUGCUGUUGCUACGUAUUAUCUCUAUCAAAAAUAUGUUCAUCCAUUUAUUUUUGCUCUUUGUACUAUUAUUCCGAUGAGUCCAGAUGAAGUUUUGCGCAAAGGCUCUGGAACACUUUGUGAAUCAUUAUUAAUGGUUGAAGCAUUUAGAGCUAAUAUUAUAUUUCCAAAUAAAAAAGAAAGUGAAUUAAAUAAAUUUACUAAUGAUGGGCAUUUAUUGAAUUUGGAAACUUACGUUGGUGGUCAUGUAGAAGCUUUAGAGUCUGGUGUUUUUCGUGCUGAUAUUCCUUAUCGAUUUAAAAUCAUUCCUAGUGCAGUAGAAGAAUUGAUAAAUGGAGUAAAUGAUGCUUUAAAACAUGCUAUUCAAGAAGAAGAAAAAAUACCUCUUGACCUGGUCGAAAAUUUCGAUGAAGUUGCUCAACAAAUUAAAGAAAAAUUAAUUAAUUUAAAAGAACAACCAUUGAGAUUAGAAAAGCCAAUAAUAUAUCAUCUUGAUGUUGGUGCAAUGUAUCCGAAUAUCAUUUUAACUAAUCGUCUCCAACCAUCAGCUAUGGUAGAUGAAACUGCAUGUGCUGCUUGUGAUUUUAAUCGAUCUGGUGCAUUAUGUAAACGAGAAAUGAAGUGGAUGUGGCGUGGAGAAUUUUUACCAGCUGAUUUAAGUGAAUAUCAACGUAUUCAACAACAAUUGGAGACUGAAAAAUUUCCCCCAGUUUUUCCUGGUGGACCAAAACGUGCAUUUCAUCAACUUUCAUCUCAAGAACGUGCAGCAAUUGAAAAAAAACGUUUAACUCAAUAUUGUAAAAAAGUUUAUAAAAAAGUUAAAGUUACAAGAAUGGAAGAAAAGAGUCAGACUGUUUGUCAAAAAGAAAAUUCUUUUUAUGUUGAUACUGUCAGAGCAUUCCGAGAUCGUAGAUACGAGUAUAAAGGAUUAACUAAGGUAGCAAAACAGCAAGUGUCAGCAGCUAUUGCCAAAAAUGAUGCUGCUGCAAUAAAAUCGGCAAAAAAUCGAGAAGUUCUUUAUGAUUCUUUACAAUUGGCACAUAAAUGUAUUUUAAAUUCAUUUUAUGGUUAUGUGAUGAGAGGAGGAUCCCGUUGGUUUAGUAUGGAAAUGGGUGGAAUUGUAUGUUAUACUGGAGCUCAUAUUAUCAUGAAAGCCAGAGAAAUUAUUGAAAAAAUUGGUCGACCAUUAGAGUUAGAUACAGAUGGAAUUUGGUGUAUUUUACCUGGAACUUUUCCAGAUAAUUUUUUGAUUAAAACUAGACAUCCUAAAAAAAGUAAAUUAACAAUAUCUUAUCCUAAUGCUGUUUUGAAUUUUAUGGUCAAAGAUGAGUUUACUAAUGAUGUAUAUCACGAAUUAGUAGAUAAAGAAAAUGGUAUUUACGAAAUUCGAAGUGAAAAUUCAAUUUUCUUCGAAGUUGAUGGACCAUAUCUAGCAAUGGUACUUCCUGCCGCUAAAGAAGAAGGUAAGAAACUGAAAAAAAGAUACGCUGUUUUUAAUUUUGAUGGAUCACUAGCAGAACUAAAAGGCUUUGAAGUCAAGAGAAGAGGAGAAUUACAAUUGAUAAAAAUUUUUCAAUCUGCUGUUUUUGAAUCUUUUUUAAAAGGUAAAACUUUAGAAGAAUGUUACAAAGCAGUGGCAGAAGUUGCAGAUUAUUGGCUUGAUGUUUUAUAUAGUAAAGGUACAAGUCUUCCAGAUUCAGAAUUGUUUGAGCUGAUUUGUGAAAAUAAAUCAAUGUCAAAAAAAUUAGAAGACUAUGGUGCACAAAAAUCAACUUCCAUUUCUACGGCAAAAAGACUUGCAGAAUUUUUGGGAGAUCAAAUGUUAAAAGAUGCAGGUUUAGCGUGUAAAUAUAUUAUUGCUAAAAAACCUCAUGGUGCUCCAGUAACAGAGCGAGCAAUUCCAAUGGCUAUAUUUCAAUCUGAACCUAGUGUAACACGACAUUACCUUCGAAAAUGGUUAAAAGAUCCAGGAAUGCAAGACUUUGAUAUAAGAGAUAUAUUAGAUUGGAGUUAUUAUAUAGAACGUCUCGGAAAUGCUAUUCAAAAAAUCAUUACUAUUCCAGCUGCUAUGCAAGGUAUUCCAAAUCCAGUUCCACGGGUUCAUCAUCCUGAUUGGCUACAUAAAAAACUAAUGGAUAAAAAUGCCACAACGAAACAAACAAAAAUAACAGAAAUAUUUCAAUUUCUUCCAAAAAAACCUUGUGAAGAACAAAAUAGCGAUGAAAGUGAUUCUAAUAAUGAUAAAUCAAUCGAUAUUGAUGAUAUUGAAGAUGUCAGACCAUCAACUAGUAAUCAAGGAGUUUUUAAACGACCACAAGUAACUAAAAGAAAACGAACAGUUUCAGAAGAUGAAGAAAUUAAUUUAAAAAAAAGUUGGCGUGAAGUUUUUGGCCCUCCACCAUCACCUGGUAAAACUAAAGAAGAAUUACAGGCUUGGCUAACAUUUCAUAAGAAAAAGUGGAGUUAUCAAGCUCAACAAAGAGGUGAUAGGCGACGUAAGAGAAUCAGAAUGGUUGGUCAAGCUGAUGAAGGACCUCGUGGAAUAGUAAGAAAUACGAAUACUUCAACUAUAUCAGGAUUUUUCAAGAAAGCUCAAAGAAAAUUAUUAGAUAAUCCUUGGCAAAUCAUUCAGAUAGUUGAAACAAAUGAACCGGGUUUAUUUAGACUUUGGGCAUUAGUUGAUCAAGAACUGCAUCAAUUAAGGCUGGUGGUACCAAGAAUUUUUUAUGUAAACUCAAGAAAAGAGCGUAGUGAACCUGGACCGAAUGAUUUAUGGCGAAAAUGUCAUAAAAUUCUCCCUAGAUCACGACCGGUAUAUCAUUUAUAUGAGUAUACAGUUCCUGAAGAUCUUUAUCAACAACACUCUCAAAGUUUAAUGGAAAAUGUGACUCAACCUGAAAAUGAAGGUAUUUAUGAAACACAAAUGCCCUUAAUAUUUCGAGCUAUUCUUAAUUUAGGAUGCGUAUGUGUUGUAAAUGCUACAUCCGCAAGAAAUAUGGCUGACAGUGUCGAUACUUUUACUUUAAAUCAACUUGAAAUAAAACCUAAUUUAUUUGAAAAUUAUUUAAACAAACAAGAAAGUUUUAAGUAUGUCUGUCUUUAUCAUUAUUGGGCUCCAAACCGUCAGCGGUCAAUGUGGGGAUUAUUUUUAGGUCCAAGUAAACGAUCUCAUAUUUUUGUUUAUGACUCAGUCAAAACCAAUCAAAUGCCAAAUAUGAAUUCUGUCUAUCAAAUUGAACGAAAUGCUGUAAAAGAUGAUGCAGGUGUUUCUUCUACUCCUAUAGAAAUGAGUUUUGAAGUAAGAAUUGAGACAAGUCUUCAACAAAUUUACAAGCAAAUUCAAAAUGCUUUGAAAGCUUAUAAAAAUGAAAUGAAAGGUGCAACAAUACUGCUGGUUGAUUCUCCAAUGGAGAUAUCAUCGUUGACAAGUGAAAUGCCAGGCUUAAUUGAUUUUCCUAUUGUUAACAUUUCUAAUCAAAUUGUUGAAAAUCUUUUCAAUACUUUAGAUUGGCAAAGAGUUGGAGCUAAAAUUUUAAUAAAAAAUUUUUUAAAAAGUGUACGAAUUUUACAAUUGAUGAUCGAACAAUGUCGCUUUUUUGCUGCACCUCUUGGCAACAUUCCUGCCGAUGCUACUCUCUUUGGAGCUGAUUUAUUUUAUGCACGAAAUUUACAAAAGAAUAAUUUCGUUCUUUGGUGUUCACCAACUGAAAGACCAGAUUUAGGAGGCAGUGAACAUGAUGAUAAUCGACUUUUAACAGAUUUCGAAGAAAGCUCUAGUUGUACAGCCAAUAAAUCUGGAACUUACUCGAGUGUUUGUGUAGAAUUAGAAGUUGAAAGUUUAGCAAUAAAUACUCUUCUUCAAUCAAAUCGUGUCAAUGAUAUUGAUGGAACCAGUUCGUUUGUAGCAUUCCAUGUAGCACCUCAAGCCUCACUUCAAGAUAUGGUUUCUGGUGACGGGAAAACUGUAAUUCCUAGUUAUGAUGAAACAGCAUUAUGUAGUGCAGCUUUUAAAAUUCUUAGAAGUAUGGUAAAUAGUUGGUUAAGAGCUGUAACUCUGCAAAGAAGUGUAUUCGCUGAUUAUCAAAUAAUUCAUUUCUAUCGUUGGUUAAAAACUCCAAAUGCUCUACUUUAUGAUCCAGCAUUACGAAGAACUCUUCAUACAUACAUGAAAAAAUUAUUUAUUCAAUUGAUUGCAGAAUUCAAAAGACUAGGAUCUAUUGUUGUGUUUGCUAACUUUAAUAAGAUAAUUAUUUGUACUAAAAAAAGAACAUUGAAUGAUGCUUUGGGAUACAUUGAGUUUGUUGUACAAACUAUUAGAAACAAAGAAUUAUUCCAUUCUAUUGAAAUUACUUUUAAUAACAGUUGGGAGUAUUUGAUUUGGUUAGAUUUAGCUAAUUUUGCUGGAGUGAAAGAAAAAUCCACGAUAGAAGAUAGGAAGAAAAAUUCUGAGAAUGAUGAAGAUGACGAUAAAGAUGAAGAAAAUAACAGUGAUGAUGAUGAUGAUACACCAGAAAUUUAUAUGAAUUGGAAUUUAAUGGAGAUUCUUCCUCAAGAAGCCUCAUGUCAAGCCAGUUUUAAUACUGUUAUUGCUGGAUAUAUCACAGCAGUUUAUCAGUUUAUAACAGAAAUGGAAGUUCCAUCUACACCAAGAGUACGAAGGCGAAAAAAUAGUUCUCUUAGUCAAACUAUGUGUCAAUUGGGAUUAGGAUCAUUGGAAAAUGCAGCAGAAUUUGCAAAAAAAAUUAUAGCUGGUGAAAUGUCGCAAAAAUUAUUCCAAAUUGUGCAGAAAAUUCAUAAAAAGUUGCCAGAAAAAGUUUUAACUAUUAAUGAAUAUCCUAAUCUUGAUCUUGGGAUUAAUGGAGUUAUGAAAAUUAAUCCAGCAUUAGAGUUAAUUAAAGCUAUUUGUAAAGUUUUAUCAUUAGACAAAGAAGUUGAAGACGAAGUUUAUGAUUUAAAGAAAAAUCUCUUAAGAUUAAUUGGUGUUGGAAGUUUUAGUGAUAAAGCUGAAUGGAAAGACCCAUGUAUCUCCUUUGUAUUACCAGAAAUAAUUUGUAAGGCGUGUAAUCAUACUAGAGAUAUUGAUUUGUGUAAAGAUAUCUACCAUACAAUUGAGGCAGGUAUCCAUGUUUGGAAUUGUCCUCUUUGCAGAACAAACUAUGAUAAUUCUGAGGUUGAAUUUCUUCUUAUUGAUACUAUUUGUAGAAAGGCUAUGGGAUUCAUUCUGCAAGAUUUACAAUGUAAAAAAUGCGGUGAAGUUCAAAGAGAUAAUGUUAGAGAAUACUGCACGUGUUCAGGAGAAUUUAAAAAUACUGUAACUAAAGAAGAAAUUAUAAAAACUGUUAAAGUGUUAAGAUCAAUUGCUAAAAAAUGUCAAAUGGUUAUUUUAAAUGAUUUAAUUGAAAGUACACAAAUAUUUAAUAUGGAGACUGUUAUACAAUAAAAAAAGAAGUUAUU